GCGAGGCGGCGGUGCGCCUGCGCGGAGGGGACCCCGGCUGCCAUUUUGCAGCGUCAGUUGGGCAGCGAGGCCUCCCCGGCAGCUGCGCACAGGGGCCGCGCUCGCGCGCAGCGGCCGAGGGUAGCCGGCGGGGCGGGCGGCGCAGGCCAAUGAGUUAGAGAGUCGCCGCCGCUGCCAGGGCAGGAGUCGCGCGUCGCCCCGCGGAGCCCGGUGUCCGCUUCCCGCCCGCCCUGCCCCCGCGCUCUGCCCCCUCCCUCGCCUUGGCGCCCCCCUCCCUCGCCGCCGUUGCCUCCCGCCCGCUGAGACCCUCGAGCCGCCCGCGCCAUGCCGUCCGUGCCGCUGCCGCCAAAGGAGAGUAACCUCUUCAAGCGGAUCCUGAAAUGCUAUGAACAAAAACAAUACAAAAAUGGACUCAAGUUCUGCAAGAUGAUCCUCUCCAACCCGAAGUUUGCUGAACAUGGAGAGACACUGGCUAUGAAAGGAUUGACCUUGAACUGUUUAGGGAAGAAGGAAGACGCAUAUGAAUUUGUUCGUAAAGGACUUCGUAAUGAUGUGAAGAGUCACGUCUGUUGGCAUGUGUAUGGUCUGUUGCAGCGCUCUGAUAAGAAAUACGAUGAAGCUAUCAAAUGCUAUCGGAAUGCGCUCAAACUAGAUAAAGAUAAUCUACAGAUCUUGAGAGAUCUCUCUCUUUUGCAGAUUCAGAUGAGGGAUUUAGAAGGAUAUAGAGAGACAAGAUACCAGCUACUCCAGCUGCGCCCCACGCAACGGGCUUCCUGGAUUGGAUAUGCAAUUGCUUAUCAUUUGUUGAAAGAUUAUGAUAUGGCCUUAAAACUACUUGAAGAGUUUAGAAAAACCCAACAGAUUCCUCCUAAUAAAAUAGAUUAUGAAUAUAGUGAACUGAUUUUAUACCAAAAUCAAGUGAUGAGAGAGGCAGAUCUAUUUCAAGAGUCUUUAGAACAUAUAGAGACAUAUGAAAAGCAAAUAUGUGAUAAGUUAAUAGUAGAAGAAAUCAAAGGAGAAAUGUUACUGAAGUUGGGAAGACUAAAAGAAGCUGGUCAAGUAUACAAGGAGUUAAUCGAGCGCAAUGCAGAAAACUGGUAUUACUAUGAAGGCUUGGAAAAGGCCCUACAACCUAGCACUUUAGAAGAGAGGCUUCAAAUUUAUGAAGAUGUUAGUAAAAGGCAUCCCAGAGCAGUUUCGCCUAGAAGAUUACCUUUAAACUUUGUUUCAGGUGAAAAAUUUAGACAACUAAUGGAUAAGUUCCUGAGGGUUAACUUCAGUAAAGGCUGUCCACCCUUGUUUACCACUUUGAAAUCUUUAUAUUACAAUCCAGAAAAGGUUUCCACAAUCCAAGAACUUCUUACUGGUUAUGAAGCCUCUUUGAAAACUUGUGAUCUUUUUAGUCCAUGUGAAAAUGGAGAAAAAGAGCCCCCAACGACACUACUUUGGGUUCGGUAUUUCCUGGCACAGCACUUUGACAAACUUGGCCAGUGUUCUUUGGCCUUGGAUUACAUUAAUGCUGCAAUUGCAAGCACUCCAACAUUAAUAGAACUGUUCUAUUUAAAAGCAAAAAUUUACAAGCAUGUAGGUAAUCUCAAGGAAGCUGCCAAAUGGAUGGAUGAAGCACAGUCUUUGGAUACUGCAGACAGAUUUAUCAAUUCUAAAUGUGCAAAAUACAUGCUGCGGGCAAAUAUGGUGAAAGAUGCAGAAGAGAUGUGUUCUAAAUUCACUAGGGAAGGGACAUCUGCUAUGGAAAACCUAAAUGAGAUGCAGUGUAUGUGGUUCCAAACUGAAUGUGCUGCAGCUUAUCAAAGGCUAGGGAAGUAUGGUGAUGCCUUGAAAAAAUGUCACGAAGUAGAAAGGCAUUUUUUCGAGAUAACAGAUGAUCAAUUUGACUUCCACACAUACUGUAUGAGAAAGAUGACUCUUCGUGCCUAUGUAGACCUUUUGAGAUUAGAAGAUGUGCUCAGGAAACAUACCUUCUAUUUCAAGGCUGCUCGAUCAGCAAUUGAAAUCUACUUGAAGCUACAUGAUAAUCCUCUUACCAAUGAAAGCAAAGAACAAGAAGUGAAUUCAGAAAAUCUCUCAGCCAAAGAACUGAAGAAAAUGCUUAGCAAGCAAAGAAGAGCACAGAAGAAAGCAAAACUUGAAGAGGAAAGAAAACACGCAGAAAGAGAGCGACAACAAAAGAAUCAAAAGAAAAAGCGAGAUGAAGAGGAGGAGGAAACUAGUGGACCCAGGGAAGAGCUAGUUCCUGAGAAACUGGAAAGGGUAGAAAAUCCAUUAGAGGAAGCAAUUAAGUUCCUUAUACCACUUAAGAAUCUUAUUGGAGAUAACAUAGACACACAUUUAUUAGCAUUUGAAAUAUACUUUAGAAAAGGAAAGUUUCUGUUAAUGUUACAGUCUGUCAAAAGAGCUUUUGCUAUCAACAGUAAUAACCCAUGGCUACAUGAAUGCUUGAUUAAAUUCUCUAAAGCUGUAUCUGAUCAUAGUAACCUCCCUGAAAUUGUGAGCAAGGUCCUAACUCAAGAAAUGCAGAAAAUCUUUGUUAAUAAAAAUUUGGAAAAUUUUAAUGAAGAGUUUCUGAAACACAAUGCUACCUCCAUUCAGCACCAACUGUCAGGUGCAAAGAUGAUGUAUUUCCUGGACAAAUCAAGACAAGAAAAAGCAAUUGCCAUUGCUACAAGAUUGGAUAAAAAUAUGAGAGACAAAAAUGUGAAGACAUUAACAAAGGUUUCUGAGGCACUGCUUGAUGGCAGUUUUGGAAGCUGCCACACUCAAUGUGAAGAAUAUCAAGCAGCAUGUCAUAAACUGUUUCCUUUUACAUCUGCCUUUAUGCCUGCCACAAACGAGGAUGAUAGCAGCAUUGCAUCUGUGAACCACGCAGCCAUUAACCAUGAUGUGCUGUCUAAUGAAAUUUGAAGUAGUGUGUGCAAGCCUCUGUGCGUGUGUCUAUACAUACUCGCACACAUAUAUACAAAACUCUGACUCUCAUCACAUACAGACUGGCUGGGUACAGAUCGGGGUUACUUUUCCAGGUUGUAUUAAAAUAUCUUUAACAGGUAUAAAAUGAAAUAUUUGGAUAGUUAAAUGAAAUGGAGUAUGCUAUUAGUUUGUUUUUUCUUCUCCCAACAAAAACUGCCAAUAUUUAUGUAAACAUUAUCCUUAAUCAGCAUUUUUCAUGUUUAUACUUGUACAGUUUUAAGUCUUUUAAUAUUGCAUCAGCCCUCCACCACAAAAAAGUCUAUGGAUGUUAAAGACUGCUUUCACCUAAGUGUUGCUACAUAUACAUAUAAAUAUGAUCAUAUCUCGUUAAAAUUAUCAUCUGAGCGUUUUUAGCAGAUUAAGACUGAUGAAGUGCUGCUUGAAUUACCCUCUUCAUCUUUUACUGUUCUUUGGGUUUUUUUCUGUUUUUUAUUAUUUUUCUUUGGUCGGUUUGGUUUCUUUUGAAGCACAGUGACAAUGAAAGCAUUGGCAGUUUGCAUGUUUUUGUCAGUUGUGUGUCUUACAUGGAACCAGUGUUGAUGGAUAUGAAGAUUAGGUUUGUGUAUAAACAAAGUUUUUUGAAAACUGUAUUCUCUCUACCUUGUGUUCCAUAGUUAUUGUUUCCUUAAGUUUAAGGGCAGUUUAACUUUUUAAAUUUGAGUAUUCUCAAGCAUUUCCCUGAAAAUACAAUGAAUUUGAUACUGUUGUCUGCCCUUGUUUCAUCUUCUGCUUUGCUCGUCUUCCUUUUGAUUUCUCCCCAUCUGUUCAUGUAGUUUGAAAAAGCUACUCCAGUUUUGGGCAGGUGCAUAAGGUACAGUAAUGGGGAAUAUGGUUCCUCUCUACAUCGUAAAAAUUCACUGGUAAGUUUACUGUAUUACCUCCAUUAAAAGUCUUAGCUGUGGACUUACGGCCAAGAAACUAGUACUUCUCUUGCCUAAAUACUAUUGCUUUAGGUGCUGCAAAGCAAAUAGUAUGCGAGGAGUGUGUUUUAUGUUUAAAAACUAUUUAAGGGAGCACAAAGAGGCUGACCACAAAUCACAAGGAACCUUUUCUUACUCUGUAUUCUGGUGCAUUAACUAUUAAAUGUACAACACAUCAAAAUGGAAGUCUAAAUCUAAUAUAGCUAUUUAAAGCAUAAUAUUGCUGGACAAAAUGGCUACAUAUGACAGCUUUACAUCCUAUAAGAACUGCUAUCAAAACAUAACUAUACUGUGGCUUGUACAGAAAAUCAGUUUUCUGGAAACUGUAAUGGAAUCAUUCGAUCAGUUUGUUUUUAUUUCACUGCAAUGUAAAUAAUUUCAGUAAUAUUAACUAGCCCCUCUAAGGCAAAUAUAAAUUCAUGAAGAGGGGAUUUUAUUAAGACAAAUAAACUGUUCUAGUUAAAAUUGUCUCCUUUGUGUGUCAUCUGUUUAGAUUCAAAAUUGUUGAAUGGAAAACUCACUGUAAAAUAUUGCCAACAUAUGUUAUGCUGUAAUAAAUUAUUUUGUACACA
This is a messenger RNA of Dromaius novaehollandiae (emu), 4477 nucleotides long. RefSeq names its product N-alpha-acetyltransferase 16, NatA auxiliary subunit (gene NAA16). NCBI's taxonomy places the organism in Eukaryota, Metazoa, Chordata, Aves, Casuariiformes, Dromaiidae. Gene Ontology annotation, molecular function: protein binding. Gene Ontology annotation, biological process: N-terminal peptidyl-methionine acetylation. The record is from RefSeq and is a predicted model, not a curated record. Bases 325 to 2922 code for a protein of 865 amino acids. The transcript has 20 exons. Gene Ontology annotation, cellular component: NatA complex; cytoplasm.